AAUCUAUUGGUUAUACACGCUUUACAAUAUAUCAAAAGUUUUUGUAUCUGACAGUGCCCAUUUAAGUUUACACCGUUGAUCGUGCAGAAUCAGGAAUGUAAUAAUUUAAUGUUUGGACAUAAACGCCUAUUAUAGUUGGCCAUCAGGAGAUGCUUACAAUGCUAUUGCAUUACAUUGAUCUAUGUUCUCUGUGCUCGAUUGCCAGGAAAGACACCAAGGGACAGAUUCAGAUUGACUGCUAGCUUAAUCCCAACAUGAGCCAGUGGGAGGCGAUCUUGAGGUUAACUGGUGUAUUCCAAGAGCAAGCCUUUGCGGUGUACAGCCAAGACGUUCUUCCAGUGGAGGUGCGACAGUACCUAGCUACAUGGAUUGAAUCACAAAACUGGAAGCUGGCAGCAAGAGAUCCGUCUUUGGCCAAUGUUUUGUUCCAGAAUCUCUUUGAACAUCUAGACAUCCAGUACGUUCGGUUUACAGAGUCUCAUGAACUGGUGGAGGCAAAUAGCAUCCGUAACUUCAAGUUAAAAGUACAGAGUAAGUACCAGGAAAAUCCACAGAAACUUGCAGAACUGAUCCGUGAACUUCUACAACUGGAGAAGCAGAUUCUUAUAGAAUACCAACAUGCAGAGACACACAACAAAGCACAAGAGCAGCUACUUCCAAUGGAGACAGAACAGCAAAAUAAAACAGAGCAGCGCGUUAAUGAAGCAAAAGAACGGGUUGCGGUUAUUUAUCAAGAAGUUAAGUUUUUGGAAGAACAGCAGGAAAUAUUCGACUUUAGAUAUAAGACUUACAAAGCGCAAAUUACUGCACGCCCUACAGAUCCAAGCCUCAAGAAAAAGAAUGAAGAGCUUCAAUUGCAGUUGAAUGAGCUGGACAAAAAACGCAAGGAAAUACUUGACCUGGUAAAACAACUCCUAGGACUGUGCGAGACCCUUCUUGGUUUUCUACAGCAAGAAUUGUCGGCUUGGCUUCAGAGGCAAAGAUUAUCCUGUAUUGGAGCUUCCACAAACACUUGUCUCAAGGAGCUUGAAAGCUGGGUGACAAAGACAGUGGAAGUGUUUUUCCAGUUGAAGCGUAUCCUGCGUAAUCUUAGUGAACUUUCAGCGCAAGUAUCUUAUGAAGGCGACCCCCUGAAAACUGACCCUCCAGAACUACAGAAAAGACUGCUUGAAAUGCUCUUGUGUCUUCUACAGAGGUCAUUUGUUGUACAUAAGCAACCGAUCAUGAUCUUUCCAUGCAAGAAACAUUUGGUGCUGAAAACCAGUACACAAUUCUCUCUGGCGGCAAGAUUUCUUGUGAAUUUAAAGGGACUUGGAAACAUGAAGGUCUCUUAUUCAAUAGAUAAGAAUCCUCCAGACAUCAAAGGCUAUCGCAGGUUUAAUUUGCUCGGUCCUCAAGACAAGAGCUUGGAAUAUACACAGGAUGAGGGUCUGGCAGUAGAGUAUAAACAUUUGACACUAAAAGAGCAAAGAGCUGGAGGAGGGAAAGGAAAUAAAGGUGCAAAUGAUGGCUCGCUGAGUGUCAUGGAAGAGCUUCACAUCAUCACCUUGAAGACUGAGUUUAAAUAUGAGGGAGAGAAGUUGAACAUAGAGGCUACUACUUUACCUUUUGUUGUGAUCUCCAACAUAUCUCAGUUUGUACGAGCAGUGGCAUCCAUAUUGUGGUUCAACCUGCUCAGCACUAACCCCAAGGAUGUAACUUUUUUCUCCAAUCCUCCAGCCGCUCAUUGGAGUUUAAUAGCAAAUGCUCUUAGUUGGCAAUUCUCAUGCUGCACAAAACGAGGUCUGAAUGCAGACCAGCUGCAAAUGCUAGGAAAGAAGCUUUGCGGGUCAAUACCAAAUGAAGACAGCGUUGUGACCUGGCGUCAGUUUUCAAAGGAAAGUAUGCCUAGAGUUUCCUUCAACUUUUGGGAAUGGUUUGAUGCAAUCUUGUGUCUGGUGAAAGCACACCUGGAGAGGAUUUGGAACGAUGGGUAUGUGAUGGGAUUUGUGAGUCGGAGUACAGAGAAAGAGCUUCUGAGGACCAAGCAGCAGGGUACUUUCCUCCUCCGCUUCAGUGAAAGCAUGCGCGAUGGAGGGAUUACAUGUUCCUGGGUGGACCAUAAUCCUGAUGGGACAUAUGAAGUCCGAUCUGUUGAGCCUUUCACCAAAAAAGAGUUGUCCAGCAUCCCCCUUACGGAGAUCAUCCGGAACUACCAACUUCUAACUGAUGAGAACAUUCCAGAAAACCCACUGAAAUUUCUGUAUCCCAAUAAACCUAAGGAUGAAGCUUUUGGGAAGUAUUACGAGCAGAAAUAUGAAGUAAACUUGGAAUACCAAAGGUACAUGACACGCAUGCUGAUCAUGGUUUCUGAAAGGAAUGUAGAUGACUCACAGAGCAGUAUUGCUUCAGGAACACCCCAGCAUUUUUCAGAAUCUUUACAAUAUGGCAAUGAAAUGAAUCUGAAUGUCCAAGCUGAAUAUUCUCAAAAUGUAACAGACCUGGAAGACCCAAUUAAUGGGAUGACAAUGGAAGAGCUUCUUAUAAAUCCAGGCAAUGAUCCAAUGUUUUCGGAUCAGUUAACAAGUCUUACUGAAGGGUCCCUGGAAUCUUUCAACAAUUUUCUUUGACCACAACAGAAACAUUUGCAGAAUUUGUAUAAUGUACAGAAUCAUGGAAGAAAAAGGGUUGAUGAAAUUCAAAGAAAUAUUUUGUAUUCAGUGAUACGCCACCGGGAAGAAGUGCAAGUGCCAGCCUAAAUUUCCACUAAGAAGCUCAAAACCCAUUUAAGGAUAUUUCUUUAUAUUACAUAAUAACUACAGUCCUAUUGUGUUAGUGACAGUUGUUUUAUGUAAGGUGAUGUAGGUAUGGAGAUAUUCUCUCAUAAAUGCAAUUUCUCUAUAGGAAAUUACUUCUGCACGUAUGCAGUGUGUUAUAGCAUGAUUUUUUUUAUUGUGUUUAAUUCAUACUGAAUCUUAUCCAUUUUAUGCCUUCAUUAUAACUUGGCAGCUUUGUUAUGGCUCUGUACAAAACCACAAUGUUCAUGAGUCCAAAGGAAUUUACCUUUUACUAAAGGCUUUGAAAAAUAACAUUCACUUUGUUUUCAAUAAAUGAGCUGACAAAACACAUGGUAUAGGGCUUUGAUACAUGGGUCUUUACAGAGGAAGAGGAUCUACUUCAGUAAAGACAAAUAAGUCACAGGGGCCUGAUGGGAUACACCCAAAGUUAUUGAAAGAGGUUAGCCGUGUAUUAGCAAAACUGUAAUCAGAUUUAUUUAACCAAUCAUUGGUAACAGGAAUCAUCCUAGAAGAUUGUAAUUAGGAAAUGUUGUGCCUAUUCACAAGAAAGGUAGUAGAGAGGAAUCGGGCAACUAUAGGCCAGUAAGCCUGACAUCAAUGGUGGGAAAAUGAAUGGAAACCCUACUAAAGGAUAGGAUUGUGGAACAUCUAAAAUCCCAUAGAUUGCAAAAUGAGAAACAACAGAGGGCUGUAGUCAAUGGAGAAUAUUAAGACCAAGGUCUUAUUACCAGUGGGGUACCUCAGGAAUCUGUAAAGGGACCAAUUUUGUUUAAUAUCUUAAUUAGUGACCUUACGAAUUGAAAGGUAUUGGUCUUUUUUCUGGAGACAAACAUUUGUAACAGAUUUCAUUUCCUGGAAGCAUAUUCCAAAUGGAAAAGGAUUUAGGGAAACUAGAAGAAUGGUCAGAACUCUGGCAACAGACAUUGAAUGUGGAUAAGUUCAAGAUAAUGCACCUGGGGCGUAAAAACCCAAGGGCAGAAUAUAAAAUACAAUGGUCCCUCAGUUUACAAUAUUUAAUUCUAUUAUGACCAUCGUAAGUUUAGACCAUAACUCUAUGAAAACCAGGUAAUUGGUUCUGAAACCCCAAAAUAUCAUCCAAAAAUAGGAAAAUGUGAGGAUUAAAGAAAAAUAAACCGAUAACUAGUACAGAUAAAACAAGUCCUUACAUAUAAAAGUAAUUAAGAGCUACUGGAAGCUGUAAAUCACUGUCUAUGUAGAGGACAGGAGCUUCUUCAGGGUUCUGUACAGUACACACAGUGUCCCAAAAACUAAAAUGGUGCCGCCCUUACCAAGUGUCCGAAAGAGCAGCUAACCAUGGCACAGGUAAAGAGUAGUACAAUACAUGUAGUACCUCCCUGUACUGUAGGGGGCGCUACCAGACAGCCAGUCAGUGCAGGCACUUCAGUUAUACAGGGGUUUUAUUAGUGAAAUGCCCAUUCUGAUUGGUUAGUUCUUCUGGCCAUUGACUCGUUUUGCAGAUCUGGACUGUCCAUAGUAUUGUAUGUUGAGUCUAGCUUCACGUUACAAUGCUCCGGACAAAAACAUUGUAUGUUGAAAAUAUUGUAACCUGAGGCCAUUGUAAGUUGAGGGAUCACUGUAUUUGAUACAGUCCUAACCUCAAUAUCAAAUAAUGACCCCUAAACCACAAGGAUUUAGAGGUCAUUAUUUCAGAAGGCUUAAAGGGGUACUCAAUUGUAGAACCUUUUUUGAACCAUCAACCCCCGUCUGCUGACAUAUAAAACAACAACCUGGACUUACCUGCCGCCAAUACCAUUUUGCACUGAUAUCCCACCUCCAGUCCAGGUUGUUGUUUUAUAUGUCAGCAGCUCAGCGAUGAUGUUUUACAAAGGUUCUAAACAGGAGUACCCUUUUAAUGAAGGAAUAGAAAAACAAAGCUGUCUUUUUCAAAAAACAGCACAACUACUGUCCACAGGUUGGUGUUACAAUUAACCUAUAUUCACUUAAAUGGAACUGAGCUGCAAUUAUAGCCAAGAAUAGCCCUGUAUGCCGCUCCACACUACUGUAGGCAGUUCUAUACUAUCUGACAGAAAGAAUAAUCCUUCAGUAGAUAGAACUGUCUACAGUAGACUUUCCGGCAGAGCUACACAUCAGCAGAUUAUGGAUCAGAGGUAAAAUGACCAUAUAUAUAUAUAUAUAUAUAUAUAUAUAUAUGACACGGAUCAAAGCUUAGAAACGACUUUUGCUUUUAGACCAAUUUGUAAACUGGCAUAAACAUUAUUAAUAUUGUUACAGUGAAUGUUCUAGUUACAGAAUACUGUGUUUAUUGUCAUCCAGAAGCUAAAUAUACUGCACUGAAUGGUUAUACAUAAAAUAAACUGUUAAAAAAGCUUCCUUUAUGCUGCUGAUUGUUUACCUGUCCAAUGUUCUGACUUGUGUAGAUCCUGUACAGAAUGCUAAGAGUCGUGUUGUUCUUGUAAAUAAAGUGAACAGAUUUAGUGUAGACACAGUACAUCACAGUUCUAGAAAGAAUCUAUUAUUGGAAGGGGGUAUGUUUACACUGAGAAAUUGAUGAGGAAAAUGUCUUUGCUUAAUUCCUCUUGGUAUUCGCACCUUUCUUCUCCAUAGUAAAUAGAGCUGAAAUGAUGUGUAAUCGGCAAAGUAAAAGUGACAUAUUGGUAAGCUAUAGUUAUCCUAUAUACUUACAGUCCAACUGGUCCAUUGGAUGCAGUCCUGCACUACUUUGUCCUCUUGUUGCCCUGUCGGACCACCAAGCCGUUAUGUGGAGCCAAGGUCUCCUCUGAUUGCCACAUGGCCCCACGGCACUGCUGAGAGGUCGCUUUAAAGAAAAAAAAAAAAGGAAUUUUCCUUGCGGAUUUUGCCAAAAGGAGGAACAUGUACGUUCUUUUCGCUGACAUUUUGCAGGGUGAAUGAGCCAGCAAUAGGCACAUUCACAACAAUGUAAAUGUUCGUUCAACAGCGUUCCUGAGCCCAGAGUUCCUGGGAUAGGGUGUCCAGUAUGCUUCUGUUCAGUAGGACUUUCCUGCUGUCUGUCAACGAGUGCUAUCCUACCUUUAAUUUAUUGAUCAUUGUUUGUGUUUCCUGUUAUAGUUUCUAAGGUUAUCCAGCUAUUAUAAAUGUAUCCCCUCUCUCCAGAACAGGGCCCAACUCUCCUCACUGAACCCUACGGCUCCCACUUUCUGAGACUUUCAUGUCUCAGCCAAUUACCGGACCCAAUUGUGUCCCGCCUCAGUUGGUGAUUGGCUGAGUGGGCCAUCACUGCUGAGAUGAGGAUGAUUUAAUAGGUAGAAUCCAGAGGGUUCAUUGGGGACAGUCAGGCCAUGUCCUGUGGAUAGGGAAAAUGUUUUUAAUAGCUGGGUCAUGGCUUAUUUACUUCCAGAUGUUCAUUCAGGGAUGUUAGUGGUGAUGUCAUUGCAGCAUUAUGCAAAUCUAGACUAGGAAAAUUGAAAGGACAACUAUCAUAUUAACAACCUUCUGACAUGUCACUGACGCAUCAGAUGUGACUGUUGGGGUCUGAGUCCUGAGACACCCACCGAUCAUUAGAACAAAGGGUAAAGCGCUCAGUUGAGUUCUGUACCUGUUCAUUUCUCUUUCUAUGAAUCUGUUCAGCAAUUUGAGCAGAGCGAAGCAGACAUGAAGUGUCACGGUGCACAAAUGAAUACGUUUGCCCUCAUGUUGUAGUGAUCAUUAGCAGUCUCAGCACCCACAUGACCUCCACCAGUCAAAAUGUUUCCAGUCACUAUGACAUUUUAAACUUUUGUAGACUCAAUCUUGUAAAGUUAAACUGAUGUAUGGGAUAACUUUUUAUUGUAAAAUAUUUGAGCAAAAUUAUAUGAAAAAAGGUUAACAAUUUAAAAUGCAAACAUUUUAUUUUAUAGAUUGUUAUCUUAAAUAAAAAUAUACAUGUAAAAAUCAA
Molecule: messenger RNA, 6672 nt
Organism: Hyla sarda
Lineage: Eukaryota; Metazoa; Chordata; Amphibia; Anura; Hylidae
Gene: STAT2
Product: signal transducer and activator of transcription 2
Exons: 24
Coding region: 255-2609 (784 amino acids)
Biological process (GO): regulation of cell population proliferation; cell surface receptor signaling pathway via JAK-STAT; type I interferon-mediated signaling pathway
Molecular function (GO): RNA polymerase II cis-regulatory region sequence-specific DNA binding; DNA-binding transcription factor activity, RNA polymerase II-specific
Source: RefSeq, a predicted model, not a curated record